CACUUUGAGUGGAAAGCAAGCAAAUAAAAGUGCAGAAAACUCCACUGUUCAUAUUUCUCCACUGCCAAGCAAGAAUAUAUUCAAAGGAAGAUGCAAAAAGGGAGAAAAGUUUCUUGUACACCUCUCCAAAACCAACACUCUCUAGUCUCUCUCUCCCUCACCUUUGUCCUCUGCAUGUUGUAUAUCUUACACUAUUUUUGAGUCUUAGGCUACAAAGUUGUGACACAGGAAUCUCCUUUAGUCUCUCUAUGUUGAUAAUUUUCCUUUAUGGCCACCGCCUUUUGUUACCACUCCCACACAUCUCUGGCCUGCCUAAGCAUCUGCCUAUAUAUACUUAUCCCAAGUGUUUGCUUGAGGGAUGAAUUAAAUAAGCACAAAAUUUUCAGUCAGCUUCUUCUGGGUAUUUUGCCUUUAAUCACAUUGGCUUUUCAAGAGAUGCAGCCCACAAUGUCUUACAUGAGAUUGGCCAUCAUCUCCAUUUCAUUCACAACUUUCUCCAUUUUAUGUGAUGCAAGAAUUUUUGCACAAUUCUUAAAAUCCCAAGACACAGAAUUAGAGAAGAAGCUGAAAGCAAUAAAUCACUUAGAGUUAGAUUUACCAUUGCCUUCCUCAAAUGUUAAGCCACUAGAGGUAAGUCCUCCCUUCUCUUUCCCACCCUUUGAUUCACUGGCACCACUUCCCUUGCCUGGAAAUGUUCCUCUUCCUCCAUACUGUGCAAAUCCACCAUUUUCCCAAAACCCACCUCAACCAAAUACUCCUUCAUCUUCCUCCUCCCCUUCAUCUUCUGCACCCACUUGCUCACCCAUCCCAAAACCACCACCUGCAAAUGGGCCCACCCCUCACCCACCUGGCCCACCCACCACAAUUCCAGGCCCACCCAAAAAUCCUCCAUCCCCACCCAAGCCUAUCCCAGGCCCACCAGCCUUGGCCCCACCUGUAGCUUACCCUCCACCAUCAGGGCCCACAAGCCCUCCACGAAAAAAGCCACCACAGUCUGGCGCGGUGUGGUGUGUGGCCAAGCCAGCCGUGCCUGGCCCAAUAGUCCAAGAGGCCCUGGACUAUGCGUGUGGGUCUGGUGCAGACUGCAAGUCAAUCCAGCCCAAUGGGUCCUGCUAUAAACCAGACACAUUGUUGUCCCACGCUUCGUACGCCUUCAACAGCUACUGGCAGAGCACCAGGGCUGCCGGUGGCACUUGUGAUUUUGGAGGGACUGCCAUGAUUGUUACAGUUGAUCCAAGUUUUGAUGGAUGCCAUUUCUUCUACAAUGGAUGACUCAUCAAUAUAUCAAAAAAACUUGAUUGCGACACUUCGAAAAUAAGGACGAAAAACUCAAUUUCUGGUUUCUCCAAGAAAUGAAUUUUCUUUUCUUUUCUUUUCCUUUCUUUCUAUCCAAACAGGCACUACAGCAAGUACAUCCCAUUUCAUUUUCCCUUUGCAUGUUGAUUUGGAAUUUUCGCUGUAGAAAUAUUGGCAUGUAGUUGAAAGUAACAUUUUGUGUACAUGGAAUAUACCUCUUGGCCAGCUGUCGCAUAUACCCUUUUAGAUAGAAUUAUUAAAGCGGUGUUAUUGUGUUCCACAUAUAAUUGUUUUAACUCAUAUUAUUGGGUUGAAAAGGGGAAAAAAUCUACCACCCUACUUGCA
Prunus persica (peach) is the source of this 1641-nucleotide messenger RNA. Its product is annotated as sulfated surface glycoprotein 185. The record is from RefSeq and is a predicted model, not a curated record. The transcript has 3 exons. Lineage: Eukaryota; Viridiplantae; Streptophyta; Magnoliopsida; Rosales; Rosaceae. The coding region runs from base 268 to 1272 and encodes 334 amino acids.